AUGGAAUCAGCAGUGGAUAAGGUACAGGGUAAAUCGAUUCUUUUGAGCCAGGCAAAUCCACUGUAUGACAUGGACAUAAGGCUCCGUGAUGUUAGUUCAUAUGAUUUUCAAACCAGUGUGCUCGAUCUGGAGUCAUUUAUUCACAACAACAGCAUUUUGAAGGAUGCAGUGAAAUCAGAGAAACUGACUGCAAACUGGAACAAGACUGAAUCUUCUCAAAAAGGACAUCAUGACUCCCAUUCGCAACUGUGUGAGGGGGAAGUUCUGGAAAGACUGUGGACAAAACUAGACCAUGUCAACACCAGCACUCUCCUACUCCGCGACCAACUGACAGAACUCAGUCAGAAACCAGGAAAACCAGGUCCCCCUGGACCAGCAGGUCCACCAGGUGCAGCAGGACCAAGGGGUAUGAAUGGACCCAAAGGUUCCUCUGGCUCACCAGGAUUACCUGGUCUUAAAGGUGACAGGGGGAGUCCAGGUGAGGUGGGUGUGCCAGGCCCUCAAGGUAAUAAAGGAGAGAAAGGAGAAAAGGGGGAAACAGGAGCGGGCCUACAAGGAUUGCAAGGACCACCAGGUUUAAAGGGUGACCAGGGAACUCAAGGAGUAAAUGGAAUACCUGGUGCACCUGGUCCAAAGGGAGAUCGUGGAUUGCCAGGUUUGAUAGGGCCUACGGGUGCAACAGGAGCCCCAGGUUCUCAGGGUGUUGGCACUAAAGGUGAACGAGGCAGUAAGGGAGAACCAGGUGCCAGAGGUAUACCAGGAUCAGCUGGCCCUAGUGGAUCUCCAGGUCGUAAGGGAGAGAAGGGACAGAAGGGAGAGAAGGGAGGACCUAGUACCCAGACUACUCCAGCUUGCCAUGUGCGUUUGGCGGGUGGAACCCGGAGCCGCGGUAGAGUGGAGGUGUUUUAUAACGGUGUUUGGGGUACAGUGUGCGAUGACAGCUUUGACAGCCUGGAUGGAUUGGUCAUCUGUAAGAUGCUGGGCUACCAGAGAGUCCUGUCUGUUUUCACUGCAACAGCAGGUUCUGGGACGAUAUGGUUAGAUGAUCUCCGAUGUACAGGGAACGAGGGAAGUAUUUUUCAAUGCCCACACGCUGGCAUGGGCGUAAACAAUUGUGGACACAGUGAGGAUGUUGGUGUGUCCUGUGUCUGA
This is a messenger RNA of Chanos chanos (milkfish), 1152 nucleotides long. RefSeq names its product macrophage receptor with collagenous structure (gene marco). The record is from RefSeq and is a predicted model, not a curated record. Gene Ontology annotation, cellular component: membrane. NCBI's taxonomy places the organism in Eukaryota, Metazoa, Chordata, Actinopteri, Gonorynchiformes, Chanidae.